This is a messenger RNA of Phytophthora nicotianae INRA-310, 5183 nucleotides long. RefSeq lists its product as hypothetical. Gene Ontology annotation, molecular function: structural constituent of nuclear pore. The coding region runs from base 1 to 4956 and encodes 1651 amino acids. Gene Ontology annotation, biological process: protein import into nucleus; RNA export from nucleus. Lineage: Eukaryota; Oomycota; Peronosporomycetes; Peronosporales; Peronosporaceae. Gene Ontology annotation, cellular component: nuclear pore inner ring. The record is from RefSeq and is a predicted model, not a curated record. The transcript has 2 exons.
AUGGUGCCUGCGGGAACACUCGGGACGAUCGUGCAGUCUGGCGAAGAAUUACAGAUUGAAUGGCAACUUUCAGACAGCGAGGAAGGCAAGAAUGGGGCCUCCUUGUGGGAUCUGCUUUUGGUGAGUGCAGACAGUUUUGUGGCCGGGCAGCAGGCUGGAUCAUUUGCUGAUCUCCAUCGUACGAACUCAGAAGAUGUCAGUGUGCUGACGGCGUUUUUCGAACUCAUCGUCCAGCUAGGACAACAGCACGAUGGUGGCCAGUUCGUGCUGGGGGAGAUGAAGCGUCGGUGGGGCGAGGCAAGGCUGCGUCGUUGGUGGACUGAGCACCGACUUCCUUCACCUGAAGUUUACGUAUAUCAAUUGAUAAGACAGCAGAUUGCACUACCUACGCUUCUCUCUGCAUCGAGAGAGAAUUUGGUAUCCUGGGGCAUUCGAGACCGUCACGUACGCGAGCAGAUUCUGGCGCAGAUUGGUAGCGUGGGACGUCAGGAAUUCGGAAGCGCCAGUAUGGAUGCUAGUACGAUGAAUGCGUUCGCUGUGGAUGGAGGUAUUCACUUACUGCGGCUCUUAUUGGGAGUGCUGGAUGGGUUUGUGCGUGGAGCUGUAGACGGUGGUGAGAGCAGUUGGUCAGCUGGUCAUCUUCACCUGGUUGCCGCGUCUUUCAUAGCUCUUCGAACGCUGUUGGCGACUGCUUCUGGAGUCGAGUUGUUGAUGAAUCGUUCGUUUGGUGGAGGACGAGAAGAGUGCGUCAACCUGAUUGUAAAGAGCGCCAAGAAGCUGUUUGAAUUGCAAGAACGGUUGAUGGGAGAGUAUUCAGUCGUGUUGGCGACGCAGGAAAUCUUCAUGAGUGUGGUGCGAUGGUUCCUCGCUAAGGAGGCGCAAGCACUAGCUUCAACUGACGAGGAUGCUACAGGAUCACAUGCGUUCGUUGCGACGGAAAGACUGUGGUUUGUUGGUGCGACGGAGUUUGCGAUUGAAGUGUUGUCCACUCACGAGAGCUGGAAGUUUGUAUCGAUCAGCGAACGGAUUGAGGUGACGGAACGCUGCUUCCGUCUGCUGUAUGUGCUAGUGCUUCCGCGCAAGUACAUCCACGAGCAGAAUGAAAUGGUACCAGCGUUUGAAACAGCGUUGCGCGAGACGCUGUCGACCGACAUGUCGCUGCUUAUGAAGCUGCUACGUUCUUCCACUGCUCUGCUGUCAUCGAUGGAAAGCCAACUGCCAGGAGAUGAUGAAGAUUCAAACUCUGAGGCAGAUGAGAGCGAAGCUGAGAUGUUUGAGAUCGACGUGGUUCAACUGGAGUCGCUUGUGACGACAUGCUUGCGAUUCGUGGCGUUGCUGCUCUCUAACGAGAAGAACAAUGUGAAUACUCAAGCUGCUCGAAAGAUUUUACUGACGCCGAUUGAUGGCGGCUCUAAGACACGAAGGUCGCUGACAGUUGUCACGCUUUGCGGAGUGUACCUAGGUUAUUCACUAGACGAUGCGCCUGGCAUUGCGUACUGGUCUUUGCAGAUUCUUCAACAUGCUGCUGUGGUGCUGGACUAUCGUCUGGAGCGAGAGAGUCGUGAACUUACGUCCAUGCACUCCCUCGUUGCGCUCUUCCAUGGCUACCAAGAUCCUACUCUUGUGCGUGGCACAUUCGCCUCGCUGCUGCGGGUGGCACCACCACCAGUGCGGAAGGAGGUGAUUGAAUUGCUGACGUUGUGCUUGGAACAUCAACCGGGUUUCUUAGCGCCCCUUCUCUUCGGUGGUGAUAGCAAAGAAGGCAAGGAUGACGAAGCAGAGAAGGCUGAGGGAGAUCCCUUGCCUUUCGUAUCGUUGCUGGAACGUUUCUUUGAGGCCUCCGAGAAGCUAUUAGAGCAGACAUCUGACCUCUUCUGCGCUCUACUGUCCUUCCUCGUGAAAGUGUGGGAAGGUGCCAUCCACAAUGGUCUCGGUGUACAUCUAAAAAUCAUGGCAGCUCUACGUGCGCGCUCCACGUUCUGGCCGAAUGUCACUCGAGCAUUGAAGAUCCACAUGCCGUUGGAGUCGGUCGAGGAACGCGGAUUGCUGGAUAUGGAGCUGGCUGCCGCUACUGCUCACGGCAGAGGAGUCGAGAGUCCGUCCAAUUCGUCGGACUUGUACAGUGGUCGCUCAAGUGCUUACGGAUAUCUGGCUCGCGGUCUUAUCCUCCAAUUGGUGUCGUACGAGUGGCACAACCAAGCUUCCAAGCAAAGUGAUCAUCCGUUAGUGGAUGUACUGGAGUCGUUCCGGAAAGAAGGACUGUAUUCGCAUUGGCUACGCACCUUCACACGCUUGGAUUAUUCGCCGGCACAAUUGGAGCACUACGCGUCGUCUAUCCGUCGUGCUUGCUCUCUACAAUCGUCCACCAUGAACCUCCUCAGUGACAUACCAGUGGGCUGCAUCUCACUUUACGUUGAAGGACUGAUCUGCGACGCCAGUACACUAAAGUGGCAGCUUAGUGCAGGUGGAGAUUUCAAGCUGCAGACUUCUCCAACAGAUGUUCGAGCGUUGAAGCUGGCCCAGUGGAGCAACCUGCAAGCGGCUUAUCUACAUGCACAGCUCUUCGCUUUAGCUAAAUGGAAAGUGUUCAUGGAGUUAUGCUGUCUACAGGCUGGAGCCCCGGAGACAGCACUGAGUACUGAGAAGGCGAAUGAAACGACACCGAGACGACUCAAGCGGAAGGAGUCGAUGAUCUCGUCGCCUCCACGCAGCACCAGCAGCGCAGGGAGUACGUCGAUGGUGCGGCUAUCGACUGCUCCAAGCUCCGGUAAUGUGUUAUCUUCGCGCUUUUCAGGCGAUCGCACGUCCUUCGGAAUGGUCCAGGUGCUAGCAGAUGUGAUCAAGAUUCGCGUGAGUCAGCACGAAAACCAGGACGAGACACUCGACUAUUUCGUGCUGGUUCAUCUGCAUGAUCUCAUCAAGCUCUUGGUGUCGAUGCUUCAUCAUCAAUUGUGUCUCGUUGUUCGCAAGACUCGUGACCCGAAGUUAUCGCAGACGCGGCAUCGUCUGGAAGGCUCUAACGACUCGAACGUCAAGUUUGACGCCGCGACGACAUAUGAGUUACUGACUGUCAUUGAGAAGACCGCGAGUGCAGUGCACGACUCGAUGACGCAGAUCGCGCGCGAACUGGACCUGGUGCGUCAAGGCUCCAAUAGUAACUCGACGCUUGGCUCUAGAGAACUGACUUCACUGCCGCUACUUACUCGCCUGGUGACGGACUUUGAGAAGAAGGUGGAAGCAGUGACUGACGGACUGUAUACGUCACUGUUCACUGCGGCGUUGCUGCUUGUGCGUCACUUAAGCAAGGUCAAUGGCCACCCGAGUCUCCACGACGGAGACGCAGACAUGGAGAGUAUGUCGCUGCCCAAGCCUCUGCUGCAGGUGAAGCUGAUUACACACUGUAUGAACGUCAUCAGUCUAUGCGACGGCCGACCAACUCCUACGAAACCCACGCAAGCUCUGUUCCAGUUGAGCUGGUGCUUGUUCCAGGAGGUCCUCGACAGCUUCAGCAGCGUCGACUCUUCCAAGCCGAAGUUGCGGAUGGCGACUGCAGUGCAACUUAAUCCGUUCGUGAAGGAGCUGGAGCACGACCAACAUGACAUCGGCGCUCUGUUCCACUUGCUGGUGCAGCGCUUCCGUCCUUCCUCGUACAGCAAGGAAGUGGCUGCGAGACAAGAGGAAGCAUGUCAAGUGUUACGUGGUCUCACUGCAGUCGUGUGGAAUCCAGCGAACAUUGAACUGUGCCAGCGUGUGAUGCUGAAGAACAACAGCUCUCGCUUCCGACUGCUGUCAUUGCUAGCGACGGAGUUGCUGCCACUGCUCCAGACUCAGAUGGAACGCGAAGAAACCAGCAGCAAGUUACGCGGUUACGUGGCUUCGUUGUCUGACGACAUGGAAGAGAGAAGCGUGGAUCGGUCCGUAGCACACCGCAUGUGGUGUCUUGUGCUAGACUUCGUGGCCGGUUUGCUGCGUAUGUCUAGCAGUGUCGACGAUGCUGAUGUGUGGGAGUUUAUGUCGCAUGCUGAAGCGCUGCUACUAGCGGCAGUCCAGCCUUCAACCUGCCAGCGCUUGACACGCGCUGUAGUUACCGAACACCAGGCGGUUCUUCGACUACUCAGCGCUCUCAGUGGAACUUCGUCGAGACGGCAACGUUGGCGUCAAGCGUUCCCAUCAAACGUCGUUGUGUUGAUGGAGCAAAGUCGCCAACUACUGCGUCGUGCUUGUGUGUUACUGGGCAGUUCAUCGGCUGAAAUGACACGUUUACGCAAGGAGAAAUCCCAGAAGCAAAAGGUGAAGUCGCCCACCAAAGCCAUCGUGGGUUUUGGCGCGAGUCUGACGCCUAAGUCGCCACGUUCGCCUCGAUCUCCGUCGGCGUUUACGUUUGCACAUCAGACGCUGCUACAUGACCAGUUGCAAGCUGUUCGAGAGACUGAGAAGCGGAAAUUGACAGACUUCCAUCGAGCAAUGGAGGUGGAGCUAGUGGAGAUUGUGCGGCUAUCGAGUCUGUUGCUGGCCAAGUGGACGGCGUCCUUGACAGAUCGAGAUGCCAUUCUGGUGGUGGAUGGCGUGCGGUAUGUGGACGAAGAGCAGCUUGUGCCGUUGCUAGCGUUUAUUCCACCCAGUGAGGCGCGCUCCAUGAAAAGUAACCCGGGGUUGGGCCACUUGAGUCUAGCGAUGGACUUUAUGCUCGAUCAGCUGCUGGUGGAUGAGGAUACACAGCCGAAAGUAGCAGAGAAAACUAAGAAGGUGUUGGCGAACGCGAUUGAUUCGUGCGCCCUGCUGUUCUUGAAGACGUAUCUGCUGCAUACGGAGCAGUACGAGCUGGCCAAACGCGACCGUGACGAGCUCAAGAAUUUUUUCCGGCAGUUUAAUGCUCGAGUAGACGGAGAUGAAGGAGGCAACGUUGGUGCUGACGUGCAGUUACUGGAACACAUUGGCAAGAUUAUUGCUGGAUGAGAUGUUGUAGCAAGGACCACGCGGGACAACCUAGAGCCGUACUGGUAAACUACUUGGUACUGUUUGAAGAACUAUGGAGGUAAUACACUGACAUGGUUUGAGUUUAAUCGCAGCACAGUUUGUACGAGAUAUCACCCAUGUUUCGGGGAGAUUACUUCUCUAUUAUAUGGCCCCUCUGAGUCAGGAGUUAAUUACUUUCGAAACAACGAGUGCUGUCAAUACCGUCA